AUGCUCACAAACUCCUCUGUGAAGCUAGGGGACUUCCAGAAAUUGCAGUCCAAGCUGAGAGGGAUCAAUGUGAGAGGGACUGAAGAAGAGAAAGAGGAGAAGCAAAGAGAGGAGGAAAGUAUGAAGUGGAUGUUUGUUGGUGUCUCUGAGUCGCCUGAGCAAGGGCGGCUUAACACAAAUUGGGGCCGAGAAAAUAUUUUUUAG
Molecule: messenger RNA, 204 nt
Organism: Ilex paraguariensis (yerba mate)
Lineage: Eukaryota; Viridiplantae; Streptophyta; Magnoliopsida; Aquifoliales; Aquifoliaceae
Source: the annotation of a GenBank genome assembly